Molecule: messenger RNA, 573 nt
Organism: Penicillium diatomitis
Lineage: Eukaryota; Fungi; Ascomycota; Eurotiomycetes; Eurotiales; Aspergillaceae
Exons: 3
Coding region: 1-573 (190 amino acids)
Biological process (GO): mitochondrial electron transport, succinate to ubiquinone; tricarboxylic acid cycle
Cellular component (GO): membrane
Molecular function (GO): electron transfer activity; succinate dehydrogenase activity
Source: RefSeq, a predicted model, not a curated record
AUGUUCUCUCAGAAGCUUGUCCAGCAGUCAGCGCGACGGCUUGCCGUCCAGCAGCCGCUCGCUAUCCAGUCCAUGGUGCGUGCUUCGCCGGCUGCCGCUACCCUCGGAUUGCAAAAGAGUGUUGACAAGAAGGCACUGAACAGAGCCGUUACCUCCACCGCCGCUGAGGAGAACUCCAUCCUGGCCAAGCAGCGUAUGAACCGCCCCGUUUCACCACACUUGGCCAUCUACCGCCCCCAGAUUGGCUGGGUCGCCUCAGGUCUUAACCGAGUCACUGGUGUCGCUCUCUCCGGCACCCUCUACCUCUGGGCCACCGCCUACCUCGCCUCCCCUGCUCUUGGCUGGCAUGUCGAGUCUGCCUCCAUGGUUGCCGCCAUGGGCGCUCUUCCCUUCGCUGCCAAGGUCCUCCUGAAGACCAUCAUGGCCCUUCCCUUCACCUUCCACUCCUUCAACGGUCUCCGUCACCUGAUGUGGGAUAUGGGUCGGGGUCUGUCCAACAAUGUCAUCAUCAAGUCCGGCUGGACCGUUGUUGGUGUGAGCGUGGCCAGCGCUCUGGCUCUUGCUUUUGUCUAG